CCCAAAGGUGUCCUCGAGGAAAAGGAUAACGAUCGCCAAACCGUUACCGUCAGGAGAGACAAAGACAAGACAGACAAAGACGCAACAAAGUCAUCUUCCUUUGUGCGCCCGAAACAGCUGAUAUCCUCUUCUCCGCCCCCCCAACCAACUUCCAACUCCCGGCCAUCAGGCCACGCUCAUCUUUCGUCUCUCGUGUGUGUGUGUGUGUAUGUGUGUCUACGACCUGCACACAUACACCACAAAACAAAAGACUUAUUCUUGUCUCUGAUUACACAAUCUCCACAUCUUCUCAACCAUGAAGCCGACAACAGCGAUCCUCCUCGUCGCCUCUCUCGCGUCUACCACCCUCGCCUUCGCCCUCCCCGGCAUCCUCGAACCGCGGCGGGUCGAGAAGAAGGGCGAUGGCAAGUACUUCCACGAGCCUGGCGGCAACGACGAGUUGGGCCACUAUGACGAGCGCUACUUCCAGGGCAUGGUGGGCUACGACGAGCACCGCGUCAACCUGCGCAACCUCGUGCGCAGCUACCUGACUGUCUUCCGCGCGCUGGGCGUCGAGACGUGGCUCGCCCACGGUACCCUCCUGGGCUGGUGGUGGAAUGGCCAGAUCAUGCCUUGGGACUACGAUCUCGACACCCAGGUCACCGCCGCCACGCUACAAUACCUCGGCGAUCACUACAACCGCACCAUGCACGAGUAUCGCUACCGCGACGAGACCACUGGUGAGGAGCGCACCAAGGUCUACCUGCUCGACGUCAAUCCCAACCACGUCGACCGCCAGCGCGGCAACGGUAUGAACGUCAUCGACGCCCGGUGGAUCGACACUAGCAACGGCAUGUUCAUCGACAUCACCGGCCUCGCCGAGCGUGACCCCAAGCGUGCACCAGGUAUCUGGGCCUGCAAGAACAACCACCGCUACAAGACCACCCAGCUCUACCCCAUGCGCGAGACCGAGUUCGAGGGCGUGACUGCGACUGUGCCCUACUCUUUUGAUAAUAUCCUUGUCGAGGAGUACGGCAAGAAGAGUCUGGUCACCACCACCUGGCAAGGGCACCAAUGGAACCCCGAUGUCAAGGAAUGGGUGAAGCAGGAAAAGUAA
Messenger RNA from Cryphonectria parasitica EP155, 1096 nucleotides. RefSeq lists its product as uncharacterized. The record is from RefSeq and is a predicted model, not a curated record. The transcript is spliced from 2 exons. Bases 296 to 1096 code for a protein of 266 amino acids. Lineage: Eukaryota; Fungi; Ascomycota; Sordariomycetes; Diaporthales; Cryphonectriaceae.